AUGUCGCACAGCAUGCCUGUGGCACCACGAGAGGCGGACCUGAACCCUGACCGCUUUCAUUUCCGCGUAGCAAGGCGAUUCCUCGAUGCUUACUUCUCCAAUAUCCACCACAUCCAGCCUUUGUUCGAAGAAGAGGUGUUUCUCGCUCGCUGCGAAGAUCUGUGGUUCAACAGACCAGGCAAACAGCCUUUGUCCUUUGUCGCUCUUUACUAUGCCACUUUGAGUUUGGGCAGCCUCGUCAUGACGUUCGAAAACCCCGAAAUAUAUGGAGCAGAUCGAUUCACGUGGAGUCGCAAGCUGUUCAACGACGCACUUGCUGUCGUGAUACGACUUGGCACAGCAACAGAUGCAGAAAUGGUCCAGUGUUUUUACAUGAUGAGCAAAAUAUGCCAGCACGAGCUCAAUCCUCACGUCGCAUACCUAUAUUCCGGCCAAGCGGCAAGAACCUCGUUGGCAAUCGGGAUCAACCGGAGCCCCAUCAGUCUAGAUGCAGCUGACCCGCGGGCUUCAACGGCAGCAUCAAAAACGUGGUGGGCUGUUUACUGCCUUGACAUACAGACCAGCUUUGCUCUGGGAAGACCCGAUAGCCUCGGUCCUGAUCAAUACCACACACAAUAUCUUCCCACGGCAACUUCAGGAGCAUCAAUUUCGAGUCCUCACGUUCUGCAGAUUGUUCCAUGCAUGGUUGGCCUGUCGCGGAUUAUGCGAAAAGUGGCGCUCGAUUUGUACACCCAGCCGUGCGAAAUGGAACAACAGCUCCACCGAGCGAAAGCACUCGACGCUCAGUUGGAGCAUUGGCUCGAACAAGUUCCCUCACAUCUUCGGUCUGAGCACCAGAGUGGCUCGGAUCUUUGCUUGAAACCGCGGCGCCUCGCCAGCUACACCAAGAAGCAGUCAGUCGUGUUACGACUUCGCUACCUCAACCUUCGCAUGGUAAUUCAUGCCGUGUUCAUGAUUGAUGCGAAAACAGCCAGGUCAGAGGAGGCCGCGUUCCUUCGAGAAUGCCAGUGCCGGUGUAUUCAAUCUGCAGAAGGUGCAAUCGAUUUGAUGUAUUCAACAUUUUGCACAGACGACUACUUCCAGACCUGGUGGUACAACUCGACGUAUACCUUGUUUGCCGUCAGCAUACUGCUCGCCGUGGUCUUUCGUCAGCUUGCGAGAACUCAGCAAGCACUCAAGAAUCUUUUCGCCCACAUUGACCGUGCGAUUGUGGUACUUGAAGCUAUGGAUGACUGUUUAGUCGCCAGAAAUGCGGCAGCCAUCAUCAAGCGAACACUCGCUCGAGCCAGAAAAGUACCCCAGCCGGCCUUGGUUGCACAACAGUCCUCAUCGUCCCAGGAUGCGGACCUCAAUGGCGCGCUACGUCCUCCCGUCAACGCGGAGCACCAAACAGAAUCUGACAAUGUUGACAUACUGUUACAGUCUCAUGCGAUGGACGGUGAUGAUCUUGGUGAGAAUGUGGGCGACCUUGAUUGGCUUAGCACCUAUCCUUUUGAUGACACCCAGCAGGCUUUAUUCUGGACAGAGUGGGCUCAUGAGAUCGACACUCUUGGAACAUAG
Molecule: messenger RNA, 1560 nt
Organism: Coniosporium apollinis CBS 100218
Lineage: Eukaryota; Fungi; Ascomycota; Dothideomycetes
Exons: 7
Coding region: 1-1560 (519 amino acids)
Biological process (GO): DNA-templated transcription; positive regulation of transcription from RNA polymerase II promoter by galactose
Cellular component (GO): nucleus
Molecular function (GO): zinc ion binding; DNA-binding transcription factor activity, RNA polymerase II-specific; RNA polymerase II cis-regulatory region sequence-specific DNA binding
Source: RefSeq, a predicted model, not a curated record